GGUGCCCCUGCACCGGUGCCUCCUGCAGGCAGACAUAUAGUACACGGAGGGUCAAAGAGUUGCUUUAUUCCACUGUUCACUUGGAUUUAUGUCAGUAACCCUGGAGAGCAGUUAUGAAGAGAGCACUUCCUUACAACUCCAGAUGGCAAGAGAGACGGUCCACUGUGGUUUAUGCGGUACGAUCAGCCACCUUGGGCUCCUGGAGGAUGCUUACCCUGGGGGCAGAGUACGAGGAUACCUGGGCUCCGUCACCUGACAAGAGGGGCCGUCCCAGUCAGCAGGUAGAGGAGAAGGCGGGGCCUGUCGAGGGAGCAGACCCCGGCACUGGAGACCCGGAGGGGCGGUCGUGGAGAGCCGGUGACACCGACACCGUGCACAAGUAUGACACAGUUUUACACCUGGAUGGGCAGGGCAGAGUGGGAAAGAGAGACGGUGUGCGUCAGAUCGUCAGGAAGCAUGAGACCCUAAACAGCACGCCAUGGCCCCGUGGAAUGGCUCGCUUCGCAGAAGAUCUACCCUCCCGCUAUGGAGGAGGCGCAGGCGGCGGAGGGAGAGGCGCACCGGGCUCUGGGAGAGGGGGAGCCCGGGGUGGUGGCGGCGCUCAGGGUGGCCAGAGGGUGUACAAGCAGUCGAUGGCCCAGCGAGCCCGGACAAUGGCCAUUUACAACCCGAACCCUGUCAAACAAAACUGCCUCACUGUCAACCGCUCCCUCUUCAUCUUCCGCGAGGACAACCUCAUCAGGAAGUAUGCAAAGCGAAUAACCGAGUGGCCUCCAUUUGAGUACAUGAUCCUCGCUACAAUUAUCGCCAACUGCAUCGUUUUGGCCCUGGAGCAGCAUCUACCUGCCAGCGACAAGACACCCAUGUCAGAACGCCUGGAAGACACAGAGCCCUACUUUAUUGGAAUAUUCUGUUUCGAGGCUGCCAUUAAGAUCAUCGCCCUGGGCUUUGCAUUUCACAAAGGCUCCUACCUCCGCAACGGCUGGAAUGUAAUGGACUUCGUGGUCGUCCUCACAGGAAUUCUGGCCACAGUGGGGUCGGACUUUGACCUGCGAACGCUGCGCGCGGUGAGAGUGCUGAGACCCCUGAAACUCGUGUCAGGAAUCCCUAGUCUCCAGGUGGUAUUGAAGUCCAUAAUGAAAGCCAUGGUUCCUCUGCUUCAGAUCGGCCUGCUGCUUUUCUUUGCCAUUGUCAUGUUUGCCAUCAUCGGGGUGGAGUUUUACAUGGGCAAAUUCCACACCACUUGCUUCAAGAUAGAGACUGGUGAGAGAGCUGCAGACUGGCCAUGUGGUCUGGAGCCCCCCGCCAGGAUGUGUCCCAACGGGACCCAGUGCAGAGAGUACUGGACUGGACCCAACUUUGGCAUCACCAACUUCGACAACAUCCUGUUUGCAGUGCUUACAGUGUUCCAGUGCAUCACCAUGGAGGGCUGGGUGGACAUCCUCUACAGCACCAAUGAUGUAGCAGGAAACACCUGGAACUGGCUUUACUUCAUCCCUCUCAUCAUCAUCGGCUCCUUCUUCAUGCUCAACCUGGUGCUUGGUGUCCUGUCAGGAGAAUUUGCUAAAGAAAGAGAGCGUGUGGAGAAGAGGCAGGAGUUCCUGAAGCUCCGGAGGCAGCAGCAGAUUGAGAGAGAGCUCACCGGGUACUUGGAGUGGAUCUGCAAAGCAGAGGAGGUGUUGCUGGAGGAGGAGGAUGAGAUUGCAGAAGAGAAGUCCCCUCUGGACGGUGCGUGGUACAAGAGGAAGCAAAAUCUUCCAGUCCUGAAACGAGGCAAAGUCAAGACAGGUAAAAACGACCUGAUCAGUGCUGAGGAGGGGGACGAUCCUUUCACAGACAUUUCAUCUGUUGCUCCUCCUGGUUCUCCGUUUGGUCGGGCCAGUGUGAAAAGCGGCGGUAAGCUUGACAGCUCCUCUUACUUCCGACGUAAAGAGAAGAGGACCCGGUUCUUCAUCCGCCGCAUGGUGAAAGCUCAGAGCUUCUACUGGAUAGUUCUGUGUCUGGUGGGCCUCAACACUCUGUGUGUGGCCAUUGUCCACUAUGACCAGCCCGAGUGGCUUACAAGGGCCCUCUACACAGCAGAGUUUGUGUUCCUGGGUUUAUUUCUGACUGAGAUGGCCUUAAAGAUGUAUGGCAUCGGAGUGAGGAAUUAUUUCCACUCGUCCUUUAACUGCUUUGAUUUUGGGGUCAUUGUUGGAAGUAUUUUUGAGGUGAUCUGGGACAUGAUUAAACCAGGAGCAUCGUUUGGUAUCAGUGUGUUGAGAGCCCUGCGACUGCUCAGGAUAUUCAAAGUCACCAAGUAUUGGAAUUCGUUAAGGAAUCUUGUGGUCUCCCUCCUCAAUUCAAUGAAGUCCAUCAUCAGCUUGCUCUUCCUCCUCUUCCUCUUCAUCGUGGUCUUUGCUCUGCUGGGCAUGCAGCUCUUCGGAGGACAUUUCAAGACCAUGGAUUCAGGUUUUGGCAGGUUUAACUUUGAAGAUGAGACGCCAACAACAAACUUUGAUACCUUCGCGGCAGCCAUCCUCACUGUGUUCCAGAUUCUGACUGGCGAGGACUGGAACGCCGUGAUGUACCACGGGAUCGAGUCUCACGGGGGCGUUCGCCGUGGCAUGUUCUCUUCUGUCUACUUCAUUGUCCUCACGCUCUUCGGAAACUACACCCUGCUGAAUGUCUUCUUGGCUAUCGCUGUUGAUAACCUCGCAAAUGCACAGGAACUGACUAAGGAUGAAGAGGAGCAGGAGGAGGCCGCCAAUAAGAAGCUUGCCCUGCAGAAAGCUUUGGAGGUGAAGGAAGUCAGCCCAAUGUCAGCAGCCAACAUCUCAAUCGCUGCUUUUGUAAAGCAAAAUCGAGAUGCACACUCUCGCAGGUCGUCCAUCAACAGCAUUCAGUCAGCGAGUUAUUCUGUCUACUCCUCUCCCGCCCGACGAAUCUUGAGUAAGGAGCAGCAGCGGUCAGCAAAGGCCAUGUCAGUGUGGGAGCAGAGGACCAACCAGCUGAGGAGACACAACAUGAGGACGAGCAGCGAGGCUUUGUUCAACGAGCUCGACCCUGAGGAGCGCCUCCAGGUGUCCUCCGCCCUCCACCUGCACCCUGACAUGAAGACUCACCUGGACCGGCCACUUGUGGUGGAGGCCAAGAACGGUGACAAACCCAGCAGGUCUGCUAAAGGAGGACGGGAUGAGGCAGAUGAUCUCCGGCAGGAAUCGACAAGUGACAACUUCCACACCCACUCCAGGAAGCAUCACAGGCACCGUGACAGGAAUGGAGAGAGCAGGGAUGGAGGUGAAGACUGGGGAGGGAGGCACCAUGCCCAUCACAGCCGGAGCAGAGAUAACAACACAGACAGUGGCCAGAUAGGAGAAAAGAGAGGGGAGAGUAGCCACAGCCGGGAUGGAGGGCAGGGACACAGGCACCAUCACCAGGCCGGCUCCCCUGAGGAGGAGGUCAAUGACUUCCGAAGAGGAGAAGAAAGAGGACACCGCCACCAUCACUCCCAUCGUCCUCCAAAAGAGGGAAACGGGAGGAUAGGAAAUGGUGCGCAGGGAGAGCGAAGGGGGAACGGAGGAGGAGGAGGAGAUAGUAAUGGAGAGAGGAAAGGGCGAUGCUCUCGUAUGGUCAGAGCUCAGUCUACACUGGAUGGAGACGACUGUAAGAGGAACAAGAAUGGAAUCAAAGGCCACAGGGAGAGACAGUCAGAUGCUGAGGAGGACGGCCUCGCCUCCAGUCCUCAGCAGCUGAUGCGGAGUAGCCUGAGUCUAGGAGAAAAGCAAGAGGAUGCUGACAACCAGAAGAACUCCACCAGGGCCAGCCAGGCCGGCCUCAACAGCAACACCAUCCACAUCCCUGUCACCAUCACUGCUCCUCCUGGAGAAACCACCAUCAUACCCAUGAACAAUAUUGACUGCGACAACUUCCAACUCAGUGAUGAGAAGAAAGACCUGGAGGAGGAGGAGGAGGAGGCAGCUAAUGGGCCUCGGCAGAUUCUUCCCUACAGCUCCAUGUUUAUCUUCGGGCAAACAAACCCGGUGCGGCGACUGUGUCACUACAUGGUCAACCUACGCUAUUUUGAAAUGUGUAUCCUGAUGGUCAUCACCAUGAGCAGCAUCGCUCUGGCAGCCGAGGACCCUGUGCAAGCCAAUGCACCGCGAAACAAUGUUCUCAAGUAUCUGGACUAUGUCUUUACCGGGGUCUUCACUUUUGAGAUGGUGAUAAAGAUGAUUGACUUGGGACUGCUCCUCCACCCUGGCGCUUAUUUCCGUGACCUGUGGAACAUUCUGGACUUCAUUGUGGUCAGCGGAGCUCUGGUGGCCUUUGCCUGCUCGAGCCUUAUGGGAUCGCAACAAAGCGUGGCCAGAGGGACGAAAGGCAAGGACAUCAACACCAUCAAGUCCCUGAGGGUCCUCCGAGUCCUGCGGCCACUCAAGACCAUUAAACGGCUUCCCAAGCUGAAGGCGGUGUUUGACUGCGUUGUGAACUCUCUGAAGAACGUUCUUAACAUCCUUAUCGUCUACAUGCUCUUCAUGUUCAUCUUUGCUGUUAUUGCCGUGCAGCUCUUUAAGGGUAAAUUUUUCUACUGCACCGACGAGUCCAAGGGUCUGGAGAAAGACUGCAGGGGUCAAUUUCUGGACUAUGACAGGGAUGACGUGGCAGCUCAGCCCAGAGAGUGGAGGAAGUACGAGUUUCACUACGAUAACGUUCUCUGGGCCUUCCUUACGCUCUUCACUGUGUCCACUGGGGAGGGAUGGCCACUGGUCCUGAAGCACUCUGUAGACGCCACUUAUGAGGACCAGGGCCCCAGCCCAGGCUUCCGCAUGGAGACAUCCAUCUUUUAUGUGGUCUACUUCGUGGUGUUCCCCUUCUUCUUUGUCAACAUAUUUGUGGCUUUGAUCAUCAUCACCUUCCAGGAGCAGGGGGACAAGGCCAUGUCCGAGUGCAGCCUGGAGAAGAAUGAGAGGGCAUGUAUUGACUUUGCCAUCAACGCCAAGCCGCUGACGAGAUACAUGCCAGAGAACAAGCAGUCCUUCCAGUACAAGAUGUGGAAGUUUGUGGUGUCGUCGCCGUUUGAGUACGCCAUCAUGACUUUAAUCGCCCUCAACACAGUCGUGCUGAUGAUGAAGUUCUACGGAGCUCCAGACCUGUACGAGUCCAUGCUGAAAUACUUAAACAUCGUCUUCACAGCCCUCUUCACAUUGGAGUGCAUCCUCAAGAUUAUUGCCUUCGGUCCACUGAACUACCUGAAAGCAGCCUGGAAUGUGUUUGACUUUGUGACUGUGCUGGGAAGCAUCACAGACAUCUUGGUCACAGAGAUUAAGACGGACAAAAUGAUCAACCUGAGUUUCCUGAGGCUGUUCAGAGCGGCUCGUCUCAUCAAGCUGCUGCGGCAGGGCUACACCAUCCGUAUCCUGCUGUGGACCUUUGUUCAGUCCUUCAAGGCUCUACCAUAUGUCUGCCUGCUCAUCGCCAUGCUGUUCUUCAUCUAUGCCAUCAUUGGAAUGCAGGUCUUUGGCAACAUCGAGCUGAAUGAGGAGAAUGCAAUAAAUCACCACAACAACUUCCAAACAUUUUUCCAGGCCUUGACUCUUCUUUUCAGGAGUGCGACAGGCGAGGCGUGGCACGAGAUCAUGUUAGCGUGUCUCAGUAACCGGCCGUGUGAUAAGCUCUCAGGAACCGUGGGGAAGGAGUGUGGAAGUGAAUUUGCCUACUUCUACUUUGUCUCCUUCAUCUUUCUCUGCUCCUUCCUGAUGUUGAACUUAUUUGUCGCUGUCAUCAUGGACAACUUUGAGUAUCUGACAAGGGACGCCUCCAUCCUGGGGCCUCAUCACCUUGAUGAAUUCAUCCGCGUGUGGGCAGAGUAUGACCCUGCUGCCUGCGGGAGGAUAUGCUAUCAGGAUAUGUACAAAUUGUUGCGUUUUAUCUCGCCUCCCCUGGGCCUAGGGAAGAAGUGCCCUAGUAGGGUGGCUUAUAAGCGAUUGGUGAAGAUGAACAUGCCCAUUGCGGCUGACAAGACGGUGCAUUUCACCUCCACGCUCAUGGCCUUGAUUCGCACAGCCCUAGAGAUCAAACUGGCAUCUGGGGUCCUGGCGCAGCAUUUGUGUGACGCUGACCUGAAGAGGGAGAUAAACCGAGUCUGGCCCAACCUGUCACAGAAGACUGUCGACCUGCUGGUGACGCCGCCUAAAUACAAUGAGCUGACUGUGGGGAAAGUCUAUGCAGCUCUAAUGAUCUUUGACUACUAUAAGCAGACUUGUGCUAAGAGACUCCAGCAGCAGCAUUCUACAGGGGGACCUCAGAGUAAACUUGGGGCGUUGUUCCGUCCUAUGCUGCCCCUCACUCAAAUACCAGAAGUAGAACCAAUGAUCUGCAGCCCCAAACAGCCCCUCCCACCCCAGCCUGAGCCAGAAGCCAAGCCAGAGCUGCUGCCCACCACAACCAUCAUCUCGGUUAACAGGGACACAAUACUAAACAAGAAGAGUACCAUAAAACAUUCCCAGUCCGGAGAUGUUUCUCAGGCAGCGCAACAGAGGCCCAAAGGCCGAAGGAAACUCCAAAGAGGCCAGUCAGAGGAUGUGCCAUAUGCCACCAGACCUCAGGAAUUUGUUGAACUGAAGCAGGUGGAGAAUAUUUCAGACACAGAGGGCUAUCCAAUCCUGGAGGGCCACUGCAGAGCGGCUUCACUGCCUCGACUCAAUGCCGAGUACUACCGGAGCCACCCUCGCCACGCCCCUGGGACCCACCUGGCACCUAUUGUAGACCUCAGUCCCAUCAAGCGCUCAGCAUCCUCGCUGACACCACAGCUGAGGGAGUAUGACCUGGAACGGCCCGGCUUGGCCCAGUCCUCAACGGGGCCGGAGCAAGUCCAGGGCCAGGAUAGAGCCCACCACCAUCACCACCACCACCGCUGCCAUAGACGCAGGGACAAGGAAAAAGACAAGAAGCAGACUUCACUGGAUAGAGCUGCAUCAGUACAACCAUCCAGCACAGUUGAUUCGUUCACCGACUCUUCAGCUGAAGGUUUGUCCAGAGAACGAGCUAGGGAGCGGGACCGCAGCCGGCCGCAUGAGAGGAGGCACCACUCUUCAGCAGGAGAGAAGCAGCGCUACUACUCCUGUGACCGUUACGGCAGCAGGGAGCAGUGUCACACCAAGUCAGCCGGUCCCAGUCGAUCCACGUCUCCCGGAGAGGGACAGGACGCGGGUUUGCUCAAACAGCAUGGUAGCAGUCUGGUCAAAGCUGGCCCUAUAACGUUCUCCUCUGGUUCGAGCACUCUGGGCCGUGGUCGAAGGCAGCUCCCACAGACGCCCCUCACGCCUCGUCCAGCCGUGGCCUACAAGACCGCCAUCUCCUCACCUCUCCAGUCCGGUGCCAGCACUACUACGUUGGGGCACCAGACUCGUUUCAGCCGUGGCCUUUCAGAGCAUGAACGCUUACACUGGGGCCACGACGAGUCCCCAAUACCAGUGACCCGUAUUGGUUCAGACCCUAAUUUAAACCAGCAGCCACAGGUUGCUUCUCAACAUGCCCUCCUUGAAGAGGACUUCCAGGACACUGUGAACAGCCAGGGAGGGGGACGCUCUGCCAGAAUCACUGUCUCAACGACAGCCUCAGCUUCACACGGACCUGCCGCUGUGCCUGUCACAGCGGCCGCCACGCACGGUCGGGCGGGGGGGGUGCCUAACGGCUACCACUUCACCCUCGGAGUCAACUCUGCGUCUGGGCCUGGGAGCCGAGGAACAGGAAGUCUCAGGGAGAGGGAGGAAGAGGACUGGUGCUGAUAUGGCAGAAAAGUGUUAGCUGAGGACGGACAGCUUAUCAGUGAUUCACAGCGCUCAUGGCCUAUGAGCUGAUAGGAAGCCAGCGGAUUAUUACAGAAAGAAAGGUAGUGGAAGGAAAAAGCCACUGGAAAGUGCUGUGAAAGGGGACCAGAAAUCAUUCCAGCUUUGUAGUGUUACUCUCUUUUUUUAUACAAUAAACUUUUAAGGAAAAAUGACACUGAUGACUUUUCUACCCCCUUUACUUGCACUGAAAUUAUAGCACCUGUGAAGACACUUAAGUAUUUUGCCUUGGCCAGUAAAUCAGUGAUGGAACAGAAGACAAAAACCAAAACCUCCUCAUUCUUUGAGUGAAACUACUGUAUGAAGUGUGUUUCAGACAGCUCUGAAUGCUUCAUUCCUGGUGUUAAUAUGGCUGUUCACAACACUGUUUUUGUAUGUUUCAUUUUGUCUAUAGUUGCCAUGUAGGUGAAAGAAGAGUCAACUUGAUCGUAUUGAUGCUUCCACCGAAUUAUCUCUUUUUUUCAUAGGCUAUUACUUUGGGGGUUAUAACCAAAUUCUGACCAGAGCAGAUAUUAGGUGAUGUAGGUCUUAAACAUUUGCCAUGAUUAGGGACAUAGUGUGUGAUAAAAAUUAAAGAAUGGGAGGGGUUAGAAUAGGACUAGAGCCCAGUUUUAAUGAUCAUGUUUUUGUAAAUUGUACCAGAUUAAAUACAUUUUAUUAGUGCAGAAGGAGACUAGGUAACUCUUUGCUGAUGUUAUGUGGCUGAAUACUAAGUGCCUCGUCUUCCAAGAUGUAUUAAGAUGCAGCCUGGUCAGAUGGACUUGAACAUACAGUAGAGGAUGUAUGUAUGUACACAGCAAAGAAAAAGUAGAGAACAAAGUUUAAGUCUGGUAUAAUGGACAGAAUGCAA
This is a messenger RNA of Etheostoma spectabile (orangethroat darter), 8679 nucleotides long. It is a transcript of the gene cacna1bb, whose product is annotated as calcium channel, voltage-dependent, N type, alpha 1B subunit, b. Gene Ontology annotation, molecular function: high voltage-gated calcium channel activity. Lineage: Eukaryota; Metazoa; Chordata; Actinopteri; Perciformes; Percidae. The transcript has 55 exons. The record is from RefSeq and is a predicted model, not a curated record. Gene Ontology annotation, cellular component: voltage-gated calcium channel complex; membrane; neuronal cell body. Bases 114 to 7769 code for a protein of 2551 amino acids. Gene Ontology annotation, biological process: chemical synaptic transmission; calcium ion import across plasma membrane.